CAAUCAUUACAAGACAAAGGCCCCUACUGCAUCUCCGUGAUCAGCUACCGACGUACUUCAGUGUGGGCGGAACUUUCCCCGCCGGCUUUGCUUACUUUCUUCUCCGACCUUUGACCUCACAUUAUCCUAUAAGAACAUGUGAUCGACCUCUCCUUUCCCACAACAUCCCUGUCAUCCCAAGCCAAAGCAAAUUAAGAGUUUUCUUUCUUCUUUUCACCGCAUCAAAAAUGGAAAGUAGGGGACUUUCUAGCCGAACAUUCCUUUUGACGUUUCUCCUGCUCGGCUUGGGUGCCUCUUUUGCGAAUGCCCAAGCCACACGCGUCGGGUUCUAUGCUGCCACAUGCCCUCGAGCCGAGUCCAUUGUCCGCUCCACGGUUCAAGCUCAUUUCCGGUCCGAUCCCACAGUCGCUCCCGGACUGUUGAGGAUGCAUUUUCAUGACUGCUUCGUUCAGGGCUGCGACGCUUCUGUGCUUAUUGACGGGCCCAGUGCCGAGAAAACAGCCGCACCCAACCGUUCGUUGAGAGGAUUUGAGGUCAUUGACGAUGCCAAGGCACAGCUUGAGGCUGCGUGUCCUGGGGUUGUCUCUUGUGCUGAUAUUCUUGCCCUUGCUGCCCGCGAUUCUGUUGUUCUGACAAAUGGACCGACUUGGCAGGUGCCCACUGGACGCAGAGAUGGUCGUGUAUCGUUGGCCACUGAUGCUGCAAAUUUGCCUGGCUUCACUGACUCCAUUGAUGUGCAAAAGCAAAAGUUUGCCGCAAAGGGUCUCAACACUCAGGAUCUUGUCACCCUUGUUGGUGGGCACACCAUUGGGACAUCAGCUUGCCAGUUAUUUAGGUACAGACUAUAUAACUUCACUACAAUCGGAAAUGGUGCCGAUCCCACCAUUGCUGCCGCUUUCCUUCCUCAACUACAAGCGCUCUGCCCACAAAAUGGCGACGGGACAAGGCGCGUCGGACUAGACACAGGCAGCCCAAACAGAUUCGACACAUCUUUCUUCACAAACUUGAGGAGCGGGCGGGGAGUUCUGGAGUCUGAUCAGAAGCUAUGGACCGAUGCCUCCACCCAAACUUUUGUUCAGCGUUUCAUGGGGUUGAGAGGCCUGCUUGGGUUAAGCUUCAGUGUAGAAUUUGGAAAGUCCAUGGUGAAGAUGAGCAACAUCGGGGUCAAAGGUAGUACUGAUGGUGAAAUUCGCAAACUGUUCUCUGCGAUCAACUGAUCGACAAGUGCAACAAAAAAGAAAUGUUCCGAUCACUUUUUCCUUUCAGAUUUCCAUGUCCGGUAAGCUAAGGAUAUGGGAAAAGAACAAAAAAAAAAAAAAUUGAUGUACUGAAUUUUCUUUUCAUCGGCGUAAGCAAAUGAAUAAGAACGAUAUAUUUUGUUGUGUAAUAAUAGAAAGAAUAGUUUGAACAUA
This is a messenger RNA of Alnus glutinosa, 1412 nucleotides long. Its product is annotated as peroxidase N1-like. Gene Ontology annotation, biological process: response to oxidative stress; hydrogen peroxide catabolic process. The record is from RefSeq and is a predicted model, not a curated record. Lineage: Eukaryota; Viridiplantae; Streptophyta; Magnoliopsida; Fagales; Betulaceae. Gene Ontology annotation, cellular component: plasmodesma; plant-type cell wall. Bases 228 to 1217 code for a protein of 329 amino acids. Gene Ontology annotation, molecular function: heme binding; peroxidase activity. The transcript has 3 exons.